Hemisphaericaspora subhashii is the source of this 1821-nucleotide messenger RNA. RefSeq lists its product as uncharacterized. The record is from RefSeq and is a predicted model, not a curated record. Lineage: Eukaryota; Fungi; Ascomycota; Pichiomycetes; Serinales; Debaryomycetaceae. The transcript has a single exon. The coding region runs from base 1 to 1821 and encodes 606 amino acids. Gene Ontology annotation, molecular function: protein binding.
AUGACUCAACCAGAUCCAAUCAAUAUUUUGUUAUUAUUAGUCUUCCUUUCAAUAGGAGUAUUUUUCAUAUUAUUCUUUUGUGCAUAUCGAUUGUUUUUUAACAAUUCUGAAAGGAAUGAUUAUACUUUAAUUGGAUCUGAUUUCAUGGGUUCUAGUUCAAAUGAUGUCCCACGAGAAUUCCUUAAUGAUGAAGAAUCUUUAACUCAUCUUGCUGAAACUUACGAUUUCACUCAUUUAUCACCAGAAGAACAAUCAGCAUAUUUAAAAGCGGAAGAAUUUACUAAAAAUCAUCCACCUGAUUUUCAUAAAGUUAGAGGGAAAACUUUUACAACUGAAGAUGAAAAAUUAAUUAAAGAUUGUGGAAUUAAUGCUUUUCAAUUUGAUUGGGAAGAAGAUUUAUUAAAUCCUCGUUAUAUUGUUGCUGAUAGAACUGAAUUAAAUUUUCAUAAUAAUAAUACUCCUUAUUCAACGGUAACUGCAAUUUUAAAUUAUCCUUUACCAGUUAAAAAUAGACUUUAUUCAGAUACAAUUUAUUUUGAAACUAAAAUUUUUGAAUUUAAUAAUAAUAAUAAUCCAAAUGCUCAUUUUUCAAUUGGUUUAGUUACAAAACCUUAUCCAAAUUCAUUUAGAUUACCUGGUUAUAAUAAAUUCUCAAUUGGUUAUGAAAGUACUGGUAAUUUGAAAAUCAAUAAACCAUUCCCAACCCCAUUACAACAACAUCAGGGGGAACAAAGUGAAUAUAAUGCCCUUGUGUUACCUCCAUUACAACAAUCAGAUAUUGUUGGGUUUGGUUAUGUUAUUACCACUGGUACCAUAUUCAUCACCAGAAAUGGUAAAAAGAUUUUAGAUGUCAUGAAAGGUUGUUUUGUCGAUUUAUAUCCUGCAGUUGGAUGUUUCCUGACUAAUGCAAAAUUUCAAGUUAAUUUAGGACAAUUGGGAUUUGUUUGGAUUGAAGCAAAUGUUAGAAAAUAUGGAUUUGUAUCUACUAGUGAUUAUAAGAAAAUUGGUGGAGAUCGUGGAUUAGCUGCUUUACCUCAAUAUGAUCAAGCAAUUGAAGAUGGUGACAAGGUUUUAGAUAAAGGUGAAGAAUUACCUCCAAGAUAUCCCGAAGAAGAAUUGGAUUUCUUUGGUAGAUCAUCAAAGGAUAUUGUUAGAUUAGGAUCUUCCUCCAAGCAUGCAGCACAAUUGAAUGAAAAACCAGAAGGUGAUAUUCCUGAUUAUGAAAUUGAAGAUGAAGUUAAAGAAGUUCCACAAGAAGGUAGUUCUACAAAAGUUACUAAUGAACCAGAAGAAAUUAUGGAUUUAAGAGAAAGAAUAUAUGAACAACAUAUUCAAAAUGAAAUUUCUGAAGAAAGCCUUCCCUUAUUGGCUGUUGAUCUGAAUGGAUCGGCAAAUUAUGAAAGUACUGAAUAUUCAAAACAAAGGAAAUCAGAUUCAGAAAACCCACCAGCCAGUUCUUCUACAGGAAAGACUAGUCAUAAAUAUACCGAAUCCCUGUCAGCUCAACCUCAACCCCAACAACAACAACCAGAACCAACCUCCCAACCCCAGGACCAACCAAUACAACGGGAAGUAUCUACACCAAUCCAGCCACAAGCAGAACCAACGGUACCAAUAACCCCUGAUACCCCUACUCAAGAAACUACACAACUGCCAGAAGUUCAGGCAAACGCAGAAGCAGACGUAGAAGAAGAAGAAUCAACUCCUCAACCACCAUCAGAUGGAUCAGCACCAGCAUCUGCAAACGCCACACCUUCAAAAUCUACCAAACCAAAAAAGAAGAAAAAGAAGGCAAACAAGAAAAAAGGUAAGAAGAAGUAA